Messenger RNA from Dovyalis caffra, 1212 nucleotides. The record is from the annotation of a GenBank genome assembly. Lineage: Eukaryota; Viridiplantae; Streptophyta; Magnoliopsida; Malpighiales; Salicaceae.
AUGGGUGGUUUUUUAAAAGAAGAAGGUAAGGAGGAAGAAUUGUUAGUUGAUGAUGUCGAUGAAGUUUGUGAAAGGCCGACCAAUUUCAAAGAAAGGCAAGGAAAUCCUAAAGACGAACCCUCUAAUCUUCAUGACUAUGCUUCUUCGGUUCCUCUUCCGGCUAUACCUCCUGAUCGGCUGACAGAUCACCGACUCAAAACAGUGCUUUUAAUUGAACUUGUUGCUCAAGUUGUUGCUACCUCAUACCUCGCCACCUUGUCCAUGGCCUCUUCCUCUGCAUGGCCUCACCAAGAUGUGGAUGCAUUGGAAAUGGACCACUAUGACUUGCAUGCUCACAGAAGGGAAAUGAAGCAUAAAGGAAGAAAUGUUGUUUGGUCGAUCGCAAUGGACAAAUGUCUAAUUGAAGCUCUUGCUAUUCAGGCUAGAAAUGGAAACAAAAUAGACAAAUGCUUUAAUGAGAAUGCAUACACUGCUGCUUGCAUUGCUGUGAACUCCCGCUUUAAUUUAAACUUGAACAAUCAGAAGGUCAUUAAUCGUCUUAAGACCAUUAAGAAAAGGUACAAGGUUAUUAGGGAUAUGCUAAGUCAAGAUGGUUUCAGGUGGAAUCCUAGCACAAAGAUGAUUGAGUGUGAAAGUGAUGACCUUUGGAAGAGAUACAUUGCGGCCCAUCCUGAUGCAAAAGGAAUUCGAGGAAAGCAGAUUGACAUGUAUGAUGAACUAAAAAUUGUUUGUGGAAAUUACCAAGCCCCUAGUCGUUGGGCUAAGGUAAAGGAUGGAGGCCAUCCAACAAGGAACUUUGCUGAAGAUUCUGCUUCAUUCCUCUCGCCAAGUUCUGAAGAUGCAAGUGAGACUGAUGGAACAGAUUCAUGUUCCGAACAACCAGAAUAUCUGCCAGAUGGCAACCAAGAUCCUCUGAUCCAGCCUGUCAGACCACUCUCAAAGGCUCAUGGCUCAGAGACCCUUCAGGAUGCAAUGUUAGCCGUGGCAUCAAGUGUUCGGCGUUUAGCCGAUGCAAUGGAGCUAAGCAAAACUACUAUCAAUGCCUCAGAACUGCUACAGGCUGUGAUGGAGAUUGAUGGCUUGGAUGAGGCCAAACAAAUGUAUGCUUUUGAGUAUUUGAAUGCAGACCCCAUUAAAGCCAGAGCCUUUAUGACAUACAAUACCCGAAUGAGAAAGAUAUAUCUAUUUCGGCAGUUUUGGUGGUGGAAGUGA